Cheilinus undulatus (humphead wrasse) is the source of this 1796-nucleotide messenger RNA. RefSeq names its product desumoylating isopeptidase 1-like. Gene Ontology annotation, molecular function: peptidase activity. NCBI's taxonomy places the organism in Eukaryota, Metazoa, Chordata, Actinopteri, Labriformes, Labridae. The record is from RefSeq and is a predicted model, not a curated record. The transcript is spliced from 6 exons. The coding region runs from base 93 to 599 and encodes 168 amino acids. Gene Ontology annotation, biological process: protein modification by small protein removal.
GAUCCUCUCUGUCAGCUGUGGCGUUAAAUAUCUCUAUCUGUAGCUCAGCCGGUCGAUCAGAAAUCAAAUUUAGCUCCUUUAGGGUUUAAGUUAUGGACAAGAAUGCUACGCGGUACAAUGUCCAACUGUACAUUUAUGAUUUAUCGAGAGGAAUGGCCCGCAGCCUCAGUCCCAUCAUGUUAGGAAAACAGCUGGAAGGGAUCUGGCACACAGCUAUAGUCGCAUACGGAGAUGAAUUCUUCUUCGGAGGGGAGGGGAUCUCGAGCUGUUCACCGGGUGGGACGAUGUUAGGACCUCCAGACACGGUGGUGGAGCUGGGAGAGACUGAGGUGUCCGAAGAGAUCUUCAUGGAUUAUCUCUCCUCUCUAGGAGAAAGCACAUACAGAGGUGACAGGUAUCGCCUGUUUGAGCACAAUUGCAACACCUUCACCAACGAGGUGGCCCAAUUCCUGACGGGCCGGAGCAUCCCCACCUACAUCACCGACCUGCCGUCUGAAGUCCUCUCUACGCCGUUCGGACAGCUACUCCGGCCCAUUCUGGACUCGAUCCACAUCGCUCCUCCAGGCGGGAACGUCAUCAACGGAGGGAGGAACGUCUAAGCCGAGAGAGCGCGGGAGUCGGAGCGUUCACAGAAUCACCUUCAUUGUCGUCAGUCAAUCAGAACUUAUAAAAUACUCGUCAUUUUUUCGUCCUUUCAGUACAAAGAUGGAACAUGAGCGCUGAGGUCGAGGGCAGGUAGAAGCUAUAUCUGAUUACUGACAUGCUAAUCCUUAAAAUUUUAUUAUCAUUUCCCUUUCAUAAAUGUAGAAGGUUUGGUAAUAUUAACAGGGGACAUGUUCAAGGAGGCAUCAAACUCAAUAUCCUGAUAAUAAAGUAGAAAUAUCCUAGUGAACCAGCAUAGCCAAGUGUAAAAACAGCUCUUUUUCCUCUGUAAACGCUGACUUUGAUGAAUGUUUUAUUCUUAGAAAUCCAUCUGCAUAAAGUCAGUCAUAUAGUCAGAAUUUAUUCUUUCACUAUCACUGAAAUAUUGCACAUUUUACUCUCGUUGUUUUAUCUGACUGCUGUUACUGAACCACCUGCAAAUACCUCUGAGAUGUGAGUGCAUACGGCUUCUUUAAGACUUAUGUUCACAGGAAAGAAAUGCUCCUCUGUUUUAUUUAAGCUGUGUCUGCAGGAUUCCUAAAGAGACGUGGGCUGGGGAAAGAUCUGGAUUUCUGUGCAUGCAGGAAACUUUCAUGUGCACAACGGAAACUAUGCCUGGAACAUUUACCAAUCAAGCAGUCCAGUUUGGUUUGGUUCAGUAUGCCAGUAUUUGCAUUUCCACUGUUAAUAGUUGGUAAAGCACCAAAAUAACCGAUCCAUUCUAUGUUAGGUUUUUGGCCACUCUUGGUUGGGGUACCAAGUCUGCCUGUCUGACCCUCAAGGAUGAGCACAGACCCUCUGGAAGUUGUGGAUUAUCCAUGCCAAACUGUAUCAAACCAAACUGCACUGCUGCAGGAAACAUUUCCAGAGUCUUUGACGGACAUAUAUCCAUGCAAAUCUAGAUUCUUUCCUCCCACAAUCCCUUUGAGUUUCUUGCAACAAGAAGUAUCCUGAUACCUUUAAUAUGAACUCUGAAAAUGACUUCGCUCUUUUCUGUGUCAGUUUUUAACCGUCCCUUUGAACCCUUAUGUGAAUGUUUUUUUUUCUUUGUUUUUGAGUUGACCUUUUGUCUUAUUUUGUAUGAUUUUGUUUGCACCUUUUUAUGCUGAUAUUAUUGCCAUGUGUUCUUGUAAAAGAGGUUAAAUUAAAUACAU